Lepisosteus oculatus (spotted gar) is the source of this 1981-nucleotide messenger RNA. It is a transcript of the gene pex12, whose product is annotated as peroxisomal biogenesis factor 12. Gene Ontology annotation, molecular function: protein binding; ubiquitin-protein transferase activity; zinc ion binding. Gene Ontology annotation, biological process: protein monoubiquitination; protein import into peroxisome matrix. Lineage: Eukaryota; Metazoa; Chordata; Actinopteri; Semionotiformes; Lepisosteidae. The record is from RefSeq and is a predicted model, not a curated record. Gene Ontology annotation, cellular component: peroxisomal membrane; peroxisomal importomer complex.
GUGACCCGGCUCCCGCAUCUGCCUGUCCGGGAAAAAACGGUGCGGUGGACUGGGCCUCCCCGCCGGUACCGAGGAGACGGGGACGCGACGCUCACCUGCUCUGGGUGAUGGUGAACAGAAGUGCUGAGCGAAGAGGUGACAGAGGAAGCAAGAUGCUGGUAUCACGGACCAAGGGCGAGAGAGAGAGAGACACACACACAGGGAGAGAAACCGCACUCCCGGAAAAACAAGACGAGAGGAGGAGGAGGAGGGGAGAGACGCCGGAAGGAGCCAGCAGGGAUUCCGGAAGGAGCCGACCGAACGAUUUAAGAGGCGGACAGCAAAACAUCUGGAGGCUCAGCGAGGGUGGGGAGAUUUGCGAGCUGCAAAGAGGAGUUAAUUUGUCUGAAAGCCUCUUAUUAAUCCAGUUUGUUUUGAGGGGAACUGUUUUAACUACUGGGGAUGCGCAGUGAUCAUUGUUGCGCCUAACCAAGAACAUCAACAACAAACCACAAGGACAGGCUAUCGACCUUUUUUUUUUUUAAAUUCAUGUUAGUUGUGCCCAUCUGGGAUUUCAGCACUCCGCCUGCAGAGAUCAAGGGCACCUCGGCGCUAUGGCCGAGCGCGGAGCCCACCUCAGCUCGGCCUCGCUGGAGCGGGACGACAGGCCCUCUAUCUUCGAGGUGCUCGCCCAGGACUCGCUCAUGGCCUCGGUCAGACCAGCCUUGCAGCACGCAGUAAAGGUGCUGGCGGAGUCCAGCCCGGCCCGGUACGGCGGCCUGUGGCGCUGGUUCGACGAGAUCUACACCGCCCUGGACCUGCUGCUGCAGCACCACUUCCUGUCCCGGACCAGCGCCUCGUUCUCCGAGAACUUCUACAGCCUGAAGCGCGUGCCCCCCGGGGCCGGCGGGCGGCUGGCCAGCCUGGGCCUGCCCCGGCGGCAGCGCUGGCGCUCCCUGCUGCUGCUGGCGCUGCUGCCGUACCUGCGGGCCAAGCUGGAGAGGCUCCUGGGCCGGCUGAGGGAGGAGGACGACUUCUCCAUCCGCGUGCCCCGCUCGGCCUGCGGCCGGCUCUGCAGGGCCUUCCUGGCCACCUGGCCCUUCUGCAGCAUGGCGUGGGAGGGCUGGGUCUUCUGCCAGCAGCUGCUCUACGUCUUCGGCCGCGCGCGGCACCACUCCCCCCUGCUGCGGCUGGCCGGGGUCCGGCUGGCCCGGCUCACGGCCCAAGACAUCCGAGCCCUGGACCUCAAGCCCACAGCGGCGUCCACCUCCACCUCCGCCUCCCCUCUCAGUGCUGGGGAGAAGCUGCGCCAUUUCCUCAGCACCGCGGUGGGGGGGGUGGCCGUGUCCAUCUCCACCGGGCUGUCCGUCGGGGUCUUCUUCCUGCAGUUCCUGGACUGGUGGUAUUCCUCGGAGAACCAGGGCACCAUCAAGGCCCUGACCUCCCUGCCCACCCCUCCCCCUCCUCUGCACCUGGAUCAGCCAGAACUUCCUGUGGGCAAGAGCGAGUGUCCUCUGUGCCGCAAAGCCCGCACCAACGACACCGCGCUGGCCACCUCCGGCUACGUCUUCUGCUACCGCUGUGCUUACGCCUACGUCAAGGCCCACCAGCGCUGCCCGCUGACCGGGUACCCUACUGAACUGCAGCACCUGAUCAAGCUCUACUGCCCCGAAGGGUAGACCGCUGGAGAAGCGUCACUCAAAUACUUCACAGGGACAUAGCAACAGGGCAGACAGCCAAAUCGACGCGUGAUGAAAAUGGAGCCUGGCAGCUUCGUUUCUGAGGCACAAAUUCUAAUGUAACAAGAAAGCGCUUUUCCCAGUAGCUUUGGUAAAUUUAAACUGGUCAUAAAGGACAGCAGAUUGCCACGGGGUACCCAGGCCUGUCCCAGACUAAUAAGAAAACUAUACACAUCCAUUCUCAUCUCCCAUCAUGUCAUGGUUCCUACACUGUAGCUGAAGAGCACCGUACAAAUCCGUGGAUACUUCAGUGUACGUCUGUC